CAGGGGGCUUGGCAGCGCGUGAGGCACCCGCGGCCCCUCCCGGACGCUCCGGACUCUCGGCGAGAUCCGGAAGGCGGCUGCGGCGGCGGAGGCCUGCGCCUCGGAGGCGUCUCGGCUCUGCUGGCCCCUGGGACGCGGACCUGCAUCCGGUCGCCGCUGGCGUCGGCGGAGCCGCUUUCCCUCCGCGCCUCGCCUCGGGACGCGGCCCCCGCACUUGCUGGAUUUUUAAAGCCACAUUUACUUGAUAGGAUGAAAAAAUUUAAGAGAAGGCUCUCCCUCACACUUCGAGGAAGCCAGACCAUUGAUGAAUCAUUGUCUGAACUGGCUGAACAAAUGACUAUCGAAGAAAAUAGCAGCAAGGAUAAUGAGCCUAUUGUGAAGAAUGGCAGGCCUCCAACGUCUCACAGUAUGCAUUCCUUCCUCCACCAGUACACAGGGUCUUUCAAGAAGCCCCCAUUGCGGAGACCACACAGUGUUAUUGGAGGAAGCCUUGGCUCCUUCAUGGCAAUGCCCAGAAAUGGAAGCAGAUUAGAUAUUGUUCACGAAAAUCUUAAAAUGGGAUCAGAUGGUGAGAGUGACCAAGCUUCUGGGACAUCAUCUGAUGAAGUCCAGUCACCUACAGGUGUCUGUCUCAGAAAUCGUAUACACAGACGGAUAUCAAUGGAGGAUUUAAAUAAGCGAUUAUCACUGCCUGCAGAUAUCAGAAUACCUGAUGGAUAUCUUGAAAAAUUACAGAUAAACAGUCCACCAUUUGAUCAACCAAUGAGCCGAAGGUCUCGUAGAGCUUCCUUAUCAGAAAUUGGGUUUGGGAAAAUGGAAACCUACAUCAAAUUGGAAAAACUUGGAGAGGGUACGUAUGCAACAGUAUAUAAAGGAAGAAGUAAAUUGACAGAAAAUUUGGUGGCAUUAAAAGAGAUCCGAUUGGAACAUGAAGAAGGUGCACCCUGCACAGCUAUAAGAGAAGUUUCACUGUUGAAGGAUCUAAAACAUGCAAAUAUAGUAACCUUACAUGACAUCGUUCAUACAGAUAAAUCUUUGACUCUGGUCUUUGAGUAUUUGGAUAAAGAUCUAAAACAGUACAUGGAUGACUGUGGAAACAUCAUGAGUAUGCACAAUGUAAAGCUGUUUCUAUACCAAAUUCUACGUGGUUUGGCGUAUUGCCACAGAAGAAAGGUGUUGCAUCGAGACUUGAAACCACAGAACCUGCUCAUUAAUGAAAAAGGAGAAUUAAAGCUAGCAGAUUUUGGACUAGCCAGAGCCAAGUCAGUUCCCACAAAGACCUACUCAAAUGAAGUUGUCACACUGUGGUACCGGCCACCUGAUGUGCUUCUUGGUUCUUCAGAGUACUCAACACAGAUUGACAUGUGGGGUGUUGGUUGCAUUUUCUUUGAAAUGGCUUCUGGAAGACCUCUAUUUCCAGGAUCAACUGUGGAAGAUGAACUGCACUUAAUUUUCCGACUGCUAGGAACUCCAUCUCAGGAAACUUGGCCAAGUGUUUCUUCAAAUGAUGAGUUCAAGAACUACAGCUUUCCAAAAUAUAAACCACAGCCUCUCAUAAACCAUGCACCAAGGUUAGACUCUGAAGGAAUUGAGUUGAUAACAAAAUUUCUUCAGUAUGAAUCUAAGAAAAGGGUUUCAGCAGAAGAGGCCAUGAAACAUGUGUAUUUUCGAAGUCUGGGACCAAGAAUACACGCUUUGCCAGAAAGCGUAUCUAUAUUCAGUUUGAAAGAGAUUCAGUUGCAAAAGGACCCGGGUUUUCGAAAUUCUUCUUAUCCAGAGACAGGACAUGGGAAGAACAGAAGACAGAGCAUGCUCUUUUAAGUCUGAUAACUUGGUUUCAAGCCCAGCCCCCAGCCUUUCUUAUCAAUCAAGGACUCAGAUCUGAAGGCAAUUAUUUCUUUUGGUGGACUUGGAAUCUCCGUUUGUCUGCACUGUCCUCUUCACAGUGGAGUCUUUUUAUUUCAGACCUACAGAUUGUUUUAUAUUUGUUGUCACAGUGUGACAAUUUUUUUGUACAGUCGGUUUUAAAGUCUUCUCUGCCAUUAGAGCCAGUAGGUUACAGCUAUUGAUGUAACUGUAGCUGCAAUUUUUGUGCAGGACUGAGAAACACAGUGCAUUAUUUAUUGCGGAAUCAUUGCUGCUAAAUAACUACUGUCUGUUUAUUUAACACAACAGUUGAAUGCCUGAGGAAGUUGCAGUGGCUUUAUUAUGUGUGAACGCUUCUAUUUCUCCUCACAAAUUGUUUUACUGCUGCAUUUUUUGUUUGUUUUUAAAAUUAAACUGCAGUGUUUCCUGGAAUGUAAAUUUAGCUUUGCUUAAUAGUAAAAUAAGUGAGCCAUCUUGAACACUCUUAAGUUCAUUCUUUAUAAUUUCUUAUUGAACAUUGGCAAAUAGAAUAGCUAAAAGCACAUUAUGUUUAGGAAAGCAUGUGAUAUAGAAAUUGAUUCAAGCAAGUGAAUACCUGACAUUUGGGGGAAUCUCACAUUAGACACAAAUAAAUUAAAGCACCAGAAUUAUUUAUUUUUACCUAUUCCUCAUUUCAGAAAUGCCUACUGCAUAUUACUGGAUAUUUGUAUACUAAUACUCUUACCUAUUAUACAUUGUGCUUUAAUUUAGUUAAAACUUAACCAUGUAAGUCCAUUCAAACAUGAAAGGUCUUGGUUUUGUUGGUUGUUUUAAAUACAUUUCUUUUAUUAGAAAGGAUGAUACCAUUGGGGAACAGUUUAUUUCAUUUGGGGCCUGUGUGUGUUUCAAUAGCAUCCACUUAGAAUCAUGUGAAAGCUGUAAUAAUGUCUUUGAAAUGAGCCAUGAUAAAUUACAAAAGAGAGAAAUGAGAACUUAGCUGAUUGCUUUAAAGCACCAUAGGUAUUAACUGUUUACCAGAGAUACUACAUAUUACAGUUUUAAUUGUGCAUCUCUUUGAACAUCUUAAACACACUUUGGUGUUGGUAACAGUGUUUUAAACAUUUGUGUUCACUUUUAAGGACUAUUUGUUUAGUGCAACUUACAAACUAUAAUUCUUAAUUGGUAUAUUUUGAAAUGGUCAUGUAAAUUUUUGCCUUACAUAUGAUGAAAAUAGUCAUAACUUAAUUUUUUUUUCCUGACAUUCACUGUAAAACAUUCAGGGGUCCUACCAUUUCUGUUCAGGAAAUCUUGUAGUUUAUUGUUGUUAUUUAACAGUAUUAAGUGAAUUUUUGUAUAUUUCAUUUUAACUUUAUUUGUGAAUAGUGAUUGUGGCAUGUUUAGGGGUGUUAUUUUAAUAUUUCAUGAUACUGAGAUUUUAAUUUUUUAAGGAAAAAUUUUCUGGAAGAAACAGAUUCAUGUGUAAUGGUGAAUAUUGGACCACUACUGGUUUUCACAUUUGUAAAUUGGUUUUAUGUUAAACCCCGUAGCCUAACAAACUGCUGUUAUUUCUAACUGACAGACAAGUAUUAAUAUUGUACUUUGAAGGUUAUAAAUAUUAUGUGGAAAUGCCUCCGUUUUGUUUUGAAAUUUCUAAUAACAAAAUCUCCAUGUUGUUAAAGUGUGGUUUUGUUGAGUCACAGUUCUUUCUUGGGGAAGAAGUCUGUGCAGAGUGGAAUCAUUUUCUCUUCUGGGUCAUUCUUAAGAUAAUGAACUCUCACUGUGCCAGAAAGGGUAUCUGCUUUAUAUUUGUUCCAACCAUUUGUUUAGUAAUCUCUGCUGUAAUUUUAUAGAAUAG
Cynocephalus volans (Philippine flying lemur) is the source of this 3700-nucleotide messenger RNA. RefSeq names its product cyclin dependent kinase 17 (gene CDK17). Gene Ontology annotation, cellular component: cytoplasm; nucleus. Lineage: Eukaryota; Metazoa; Chordata; Mammalia; Dermoptera; Cynocephalidae. Gene Ontology annotation, molecular function: ATP binding; cyclin-dependent protein serine/threonine kinase activity. The record is from RefSeq and is a predicted model, not a curated record. The transcript has 17 exons. Gene Ontology annotation, biological process: protein phosphorylation. The coding region runs from base 250 to 1821 and encodes 523 amino acids.